This is a messenger RNA of Macrosiphum euphorbiae (potato aphid), 561 nucleotides long. NCBI's taxonomy places the organism in Eukaryota, Metazoa, Arthropoda, Insecta, Hemiptera, Aphididae. The record is from the annotation of a GenBank genome assembly.
AUGGCCGUAAAUAACGCGAUGGAAGUUACAAGCCGCCGGUCGGACGAAUGCUUUACCGGACUUCGAUCUGUCAUCGACGUGUUAGAUUUAGCCGUCGAUCGGAGGAUCAAGGCGCCAUUACCCGCAUCACGUUAUGAUGGGCUCAGAAAACUGUUCAGGUCGUCUCCGGAGAUGGAUUUGGAUUCGCCAGUGCACUGCUGCAAGAUGGCGGUUUCAACGAUUGCAGCAUCCACCCGGGAACAAAAUAGUCUUGUCCUAUGCACUAUCGACGCGUUGGACCUGGCCGUUGACGAUCGAAGGAUAUCCGUGGGUGCCGGACUGCCGAUCGGACCCUUCCGGUCGUGCCCGGAGAUGACAUUGGAAUCGCCUCUGUACGGUGAAUCGAAGACGAUCGAACCUCUCGCCGAAAGUCUCGAAGUCUCGCCGGAUGAACUCCCUCAGACACCUGCGCAGCCACGGCGAAAAUCUGCGUGGAAGAGGUCCAGGCAAUUCGUCGUAAGAUGUCUGGUGAACGCGGCUCGCAGAAUAUGUUUCUGUGAGAGCUAUGUCGACAUCGAAUGA